This is a messenger RNA of Vitis riparia (riverbank grape), 1424 nucleotides long. RefSeq lists its product as uncharacterized. Lineage: Eukaryota; Viridiplantae; Streptophyta; Magnoliopsida; Vitales; Vitaceae. Gene Ontology annotation, cellular component: plasma membrane. Bases 76 to 879 code for a protein of 267 amino acids. The record is from RefSeq and is a predicted model, not a curated record. The transcript has a single exon.
UACCUGCUUCAGAGGUUUUUCUUCAUAAAACUUCUAAAAAAGCUUGCACUCUCACCCCAACCCCAGAAGCAAACUAUGUCAACUCCUCCACACCAAAUUAUCAUCUCACCCCAACCCCAGGAGCAAACCAUGUCAACUCCUCCACACCAAAUUAUCAUCUCACCCCAACCCCAGAAGCAAGCCAUGUCAACUCCUCCACACCAAAUUAUCAUAUCAAAACAAGCCAUGAAUCAGCAUACUCCAGCACCAAAUACACCAGAUCCAGGAACCAGAAUAGUGACAAAGCAAGCAACACUCCUACGGCAACCUCGCCGAACCAACCCAAUGGUAUGGUGUUGUGCAAUCCUAUGUCUAAUAUUCAGCCUUAUUCUCAUCUUCUUUGGAAUUGCUACUUUGAUCAUCUUCCUCGUUAUUAAACCAAAAACCCCUUUGUUUGACAUCCCUGGCGUAAGCCUCAGCAGCGUCUACUUUGACUCACCAGAGUACUUCAAUGGUGACUUUACCUUCCUUGCAAAUUUCUCGAACCCAAAUCGAAAAAUCAAUGUAAGAUUUGAGUAUGUGUACAUAGAGCUCUACUUUUUUGAUAGGCUAAUAGGAACUCAAACUCUUGAGCCUUUCACUCAGAGACGAAGAGAAACAAGGUUGGAAUCAGUUCAUUUUAUAUCAAGCUUGGUUUCCUUGCCCCCAAAUCUGGGGUUGGAGCUCCGAAGGCAGGUGCAGAUCAACAAGGUUACAUAUAACAUAAAAGGAACUUUUAGAGUGAGAGCCAAUCUGGGAUUGACGCACUUCUCUUACUGGUUGCAUGGAAGAUGCCAGUUAGACAUGACUGGGCCACCAACAGGAGUUCUAGUCACCCGAAGUUGCAGAACAAAGAGAUGACAAGUGCAGAGUUUUUUUUUUUUUUUUUCUUUUAACUUCACCUUUUUCAUUUUCCUCUUCCAUUUGGAUUCAGAUCUAAAUGGAAACUGUAAUGUAUAAAGGAUGGUGAGCUGAUAUGAUCUAUAAAAUGAAUACAACAGAAUUCUUUUGUGGUUGAAAUGAUCUAAGCCAAGAUUGUCGUUGAAAUCUCAGAUUCAACAAUCUAAGCCAACAAUCUUGACAGGGCUAGAGGGUUGAGUCACAAUUGAAUCAAAUGACAUCAACAACCUGAUAUGGGAUUAGAGGGGAAAAUGUAGGAAGAAGCACAGAAGAAGGAAUCUGACAAACUCAUUUUGAUGAGUUAGAAUAUCACUCAGCAGUCAACAGACAAGGAAUCUGACAAACAUUUUUAUUUCUUUGCUUGUUGGUCAUCUUAGUUGUAUGAAUUUCAAAUCUUUGAGCAUUCAAAGAAGCUAGUCCAAUUUUUCAAAAGAGUAUUUAGGAUCUCUAGAGGGAUCAACAUAGAUUCCCAAGUUGAUUUCCAUGUCUACUUUUUAUUUCUUAUA